Funneliformis mosseae is the source of this 126-nucleotide messenger RNA. Lineage: Eukaryota; Fungi; Glomeromycota; Glomeromycetes; Glomerales; Glomeraceae. The record is from the annotation of a GenBank genome assembly.
AUGAUCAAUCGAAGGUACUCGAUUGAUCAGCGUUCUACCUAUGAUGAUUUUUCAAAUGAAAGUUUAAUGGAUGAAGAAGAAGAUAAGGAUACUGUCAUGAGUUUAAAUGAAGAAAAUACUAUUUAG